GUACAAUUGUGGGUGAACAACGUUGGGCUGCGAUGUUCGCCACCGGCUGCCAUUGCCACCGGCGCUCGAAUCAACAUUGGAGAAAGCAUGAAGCGAAACGGUCACUGCGUAGGAAGGCACGAAGGUUUAAACAGAACGGCGAUUUCAUUCACCACAGCUAAAACAGCGAGGUCGACGAGACAGGACAAAGACCCGACACCAGACCGACAACUCGACAUCAGAUCAACCACCUUGUACCAGAGCAACCACUGGGUACCAGAACCACCAUCUGACAGCAUGCCUGGGGAGUUAGCUCAUGACAGACUGCUGCUGACUCUCCUCAAUGAUGUUGUACGUCGGACUGCCGAGGUCUUCUGUGCUGCUGUUUUAUCUGUUAGCAUCUGCGGUGAGGAAAGGUGGGAGAGGACGAAAGAAAGGGAAGCGACAUACCAGACACCAGAACGGCGACCCGAAAACAUUCCCGGUGAGUGGCCCAUGGCACACUGCCGCUUCGUCGCGAGUCGAAGUGCGCACCGCUCAGCUGUGAGCUCGCCUCGAAGCUUAAGCGGUUGUCAAAGCCCUGGUUCAGCGAGGGCAGAGCAUUGGGCUGUGUCCGGGUCAGUCCGCUAUCUUGACCACUAGCGGACAAGCGUACCUGCUAGGUUGCAGACAGUCCGGAUGGAUACCGAGCCGAGGAUGGCGUGUCCGGCACAGAGUUGCGGGAGUGCAGCUGCUUGUGCAUUGGAGUCAACAUGUCUUAAUGGGUUCCAUACCAACCCCCCGGGGCAAGCCGCCUCUACGGAGGUCAGAAUGGACUGUGAAGGGGAAGGGAGCGAAGACACUCACAUCGCG
Molecule: messenger RNA, 831 nt
Organism: Trematosphaeria pertusa
Lineage: Eukaryota; Fungi; Ascomycota; Dothideomycetes; Pleosporales; Trematosphaeriaceae
Exons: 1
Coding region: 88-621 (177 amino acids)
Source: RefSeq, a predicted model, not a curated record